UAAAUCAGCUCUCUGAGCCUCUCGUUAAUCACGACGGGGUGUUUGCCGACCACGAUCCUCAACGGCUAAAUGAAAAAUGCUUAGUCUGUCCCCAGCCAAAAGCCGAAGGAUUUUAUUGCUCCGAGCAUGCCCAGACAAUCAAAACUUCUCAUGGAGCUUGGCAAUGA
Entrophospora sp. SA101 is the source of this 167-nucleotide messenger RNA. The record is from the annotation of a GenBank genome assembly. Lineage: Eukaryota; Fungi; Glomeromycota; Glomeromycetes; Entrophosporales; Entrophosporaceae.